Molecule: messenger RNA, 1631 nt
Organism: Musca vetustissima
Lineage: Eukaryota; Metazoa; Arthropoda; Insecta; Diptera; Muscidae
Exons: 3
Coding region: 42-1592 (516 amino acids)
Biological process (GO): ubiquitin-dependent protein catabolic process via the multivesicular body sorting pathway
Cellular component (GO): ESCRT I complex
Molecular function (GO): ubiquitin binding
Source: RefSeq, a predicted model, not a curated record
AUCACCAAAAGAUUAUUGCAUCCGGUAUUAAACAAUACACUAUGAGCCAUGCCAACUACAUGGAAGGUGUUCCGGUUAAGAUAGCAGAAAAAUAUAAACCACCACCAGAAAUCUACAAAUUACCCCAGUCAUUAGUAAACAAAUUGAAUUUGCCAGAAAACUAUUACAAAGAUUCGCCACAAUUUCAAUAUGAUUUGCAACUGGAGCGAAAGGCUCUGACGAAGAUCGGUGAAUGGAAACGGAUACGACAGCGUAAUAAGAAUGCUAGACUGGAACGUAAAACAAAACGGGAAUUGCAACGACAAGAGGAUGAAAAAAGACAAAGAAAUUUGCUAAUGUGUGUCUCAUAUCCAAGUGCCGAUGAAUUGUCGUCAUCUGGCAGUGAAGCUGAGGCGGAUACGACGGAAUCGACAACAGCAAAAACGAACGGAACCCCAACCGCAGUGACUGUAGAAAGCUUUCCGGAAAUAUGUGUAACCAAAUCGGCCAACAGCUUCCACAACAUCUUACAACCCACAGUAUUGUCCAAUUAUAAUAGUCCAACCAACAACACCAAUAAUAGUAUCGCCAACAAUGUAAAUUCCCUAGUUCAGUCAACGUCGUCAACAUUUAAUUAUAAAGAUUUCGAGGAUGAUACAUCGUCACCGUUCGACAACAUAGAAUUGAAAACUAUAAAUGAUUUAGAUGUUUUGGCCCAGGUACUGCAUAAUACUCAGUUGAAGUCGGACAGCAAUGGACAAGAUGAUAAUGUUGAAGCAUCAAACUCGGCCGCUCCAGAUGUGGCAAAAGAGAAUGCAGAAAACAUGCAAAGUACAGCGGUAACUACUGGAGCCCAGAAUAAUCUUCAAAACGAAAUGUUCCUUAGUGAAAACAUUCCAAUCAAAGUAAAACCAACAACAUAUUUACCAAAAUUUAGCUAUGACCUUGGUAAUUUAAAUUCAGCUCAGGAAGCUCAAAACAAACUUAAUGAUUACAAUGCAGCGGCGUUGAACUAUAACAAUAUCAAUACAAUACUAUCUCCUCACCAACAACAACAGCAGCAUCAUCAGCAAAUUACUGGUCUCGAAAAUCAACCAACCCACUAUCAUACGGUACAUGCAUUUGGUAAUGUUGGCUAUAACUACAACAGUAUACAUCCCCAGCAUGCCAAUGUAUAUGCAGCGUCCGGUAUUAAUGCUAGCCAAACGUCUGAUUUGGUAUCACAGGACACCAACAAAUGGAAAAGUGUUCCCGAUAUUCUUAAAGAGCUUAGAGAUGAAAUACGCAAUUCGGAGUUAAGGCGUACCAGGAAUUGUAGCCACAAUUUAGAUAAUGAUGCAACAACAAAUAGUGUGGUGGUGGAGGAUGAUGUAUUCUGUAAAUUGGAUUCCAAUGCCAAAAAACUUGCCGAACAAAUUAGUUGUAUGGGUUUCCCUAAAUCUCGUGUGGCUAGAGUGGUUCAAUUACUGGGGGCUGAUGAUAAAAAGAUAAUUGAACAUCUAAUACCCUUAAGCGAAUUGGCUGAUUUGGGUUUCGAUGAAACAAAAAUAUCCGAAGCUUUAUUACGCAAUGAAAAUAAUAAAAAUAAAGCUCUAGACGAAUUAAUUUCAUAGUUCAACAACACUUCACUUGUGAUCAUACUCUUGAUAUAC